AGGAGGGGAGAUGCUGGAUUCGGGAGAAGGUCCGCCAUUAUUGGGAAGCUGAAAAAAAUAGACUUAAACACACCGUCACACAUUUAGCUCGUACGGGGCUUAACAUUAGAAAGGAGAACCCAGCGGGUCGGGACGCGCCGCUGGACACUGAAAAAGCGACGCUUUGGUUUAGUGAAGGCAGAGCCUGUUUGUCGUGUUUCCUACGGACUCUUUUAUUUUUGACACAACAAAGGAAAUAAUAAUUGGUCAAAACAACGUGGUGGCUGAACCAAGAAGGAAAAACACACACCGAAACAGCGCUUGUUUCCGACGCCUCCCCCUUUCUCCUCUCGCCCAGUCGUGGUGAAAAGCCUGAGUUUGAACAGCAUUUUUUCUCUUUCCUGACCAGAUUUGAGUUGUUUUUUUCCUCCUCUCUCUUCUCCUUUAGACGGAGAAAGAGAAAUAAGCAUGUGAAAACUUCAGACUGGUGAAAAGGAGCACGUAAUGUUGGGAGCAGUGGACAGAGAGCGUGUUUGCUGAAACAAAAGCGGAAAAUAAUCGAUGUGAGUGCUGCUGGGAAGUGUUUUCGUCUGUUUUUUAAAAGUCUUUCACCGGCUGUGAGUCGCAGGCAGAGAAAGAAAGGAGUGGACGAAAGCUGGACAGAGGGAGGAAUGCUAUGGUCCAGACCCCAGCUUCUGUGAGCCCCUAUUGCAUGGAAACCCUCCUUCUUUGGCAACCCUCUCCUCUCCCUAAAGCCAGCGGCCUGCAUGGCAGGAUGAGCCUCUGCAAGCGAUGAUGAUGGCCAAAAAGCAAGAUGUCCGGGCACCCACCUACAACCUGGUCGUUAUUGGGUUGUCCGGCACAGAGAAGGAGAAAGGACAAUGUGGUGUGGGCAAGUCCUGCCUGUGUAACCGCUUUGUCCGGCCGAGCGCAGAUGACUUCUACUUGGACCACACUUCUGUUCUCAGCACCAGCGACUUUGGAGGCCGCGUGGUGAACAAUGAUCACUUCCUGUUCUGGGGAGAAUCUGGACGGACGGUGGAAGAGGGGCCAGAAUGCCGUAUGAAUGUGGUGGAGCAGACAGAGUUCAUAGAUGAUCAGACGUUUCAGCCCCACCGAAGCACGGCACUCCAACCUUACAUCAAGCGGGCAGCCUCCACCAAGCUGGCUUCAGCUGAGAAACUGAUGUACUUUUGCACAGAUCAGCUGGGGCUUGAGCAGGACUUUGAGCAGAAGCAGAUGCCUGAAGGCAAGCUUAUGGUGGAUGGAUUCUUACUCUGUGUGGAUGUUAGCAGGGGUAUGAACCGUAGCUUUGAAGACCAGAUGAAGUUUGUGACCAAUCUGUACAACCAGCUAGCCAAAACGAAGAAGCCUGUGGUACUGGUUCUCACCAAAUGUGAUGAAGGAGUUGAGCGCUAUAUUAAAGACUCUCACACCUUUGCCCUAGCCAAGAAGAACCUACAGGUGGUAGAAACAUCAGCAAGGUCUAAUGUCAAUGUUGACCUAGCUUUUCUUACACUGGUUCAGCUUAUAGACAAGGGUAGGGGAAAACCCAAAAUUAUCCCUUACUUUGAGGCACUGAAACAGCAGAGUCAACAGAUCGCCUCAGCCAAAGACCGCUAUGAGUGGCUGGUCACCCGAAUUGUUAAGAACCACAAUGAGACCUGGCCCAAUGUCAGUCGCCGCAUGCAGACUGCCCCGGAGUACAAGGAAUAUGUUUUCCUUGAGGGGACAGCUAAAGCUAAAAAGCUCUUCCAGCAGCAUGUGCAUAGACUCAAACUAGAGCAUAUAGAGAAACGAAGGAAGGCCUACCUAGGUACACUACCACAAGCUUUGGCUGUGCUGUUACCAGAGUUGGACGAGAUAGAUCACCUGAGCUGGUCUGGGGUUCAGAAAGUCCUAGAGACAAAGAGAGAUUUCUCCCAGUGGUUUGUAGUGCUAGAUGACACUCCUUGGGAGACCACACCACACAUCGACAUCAUGGAGGAUGACCGAAUCCCCCAGGACCUCCUGGAGACACCUACGGCUGAAACUCUCUAUGAAACCCACCUGGAGCAGCUGAGAAAUGAGCGCAGACGGGCUGAGAUGAGAUGGGAGUUCAAGGAGAAGCUUAGCGUUUCUCCUUUCAUCACACCAGGAAAACCUUGGGAGGAGGCCCGAAGCUUCAUCAUGAAUGAAGACUUCUACCAGUGGCUGGAUGAGGCUGAAUAUCUGGAUAUCUACAACAAGCACCAGAAGGAAAUCAUUGACCGAGCCAAAGAGGACUUUCAGGAGCUGCUUCUUGAAUACUCUGAGCUCUUUUAUGAGCUGGAAGUGGAUGCAAAGCCAAGUAAAGAGAAAAUGGGAGCCAUUCAGGAGGUGUUGGGCGAAGAGCAAAGAUUUAAAGCCCUGCAGAAGCUGCAGGCAGAAAGGGAUGCUCUGGUAUUGAAACAUAUCCACUUUGUCUACCACCCAACAAAGGACACUUGUCCCAACAGCCCACACUGUGUGGACAGCAAGAUAGAGCAGAUACUGGCCUCCAGAUUCCCUACCCGCUAUGCAUCAUCGGAAAGUUCAAGACUUGAGGGGGGGAGGGCAGAACGAAUAAACCUUGUCAUCCUAGGGAAAGAUGGGCUAGCCAGAGAAAUGGCAAAUGAGAUAAGGGCUUUGUGCACCAGUGAUGAUAGGUACGUGUUAGAUGGCAAGCUGUAUGAGUUAGCUCUUCGUCCUAUUGAGGGUAAUGUACGUCUGCCAGUCAAUUCAUUCCACACACCAACCUUUACACCCCUGGGUUGCCUGUGUUUGUACAACUCAAAGGAAUCCCUCUCCUAUGUUGUAGAGAGUUUGGAGAAGCUUAGGGAGUCAACUAUAAGCAGGAGAGAAAGGGAAAACAGCUUAGCCCAACUCCCCCUCUCCCUCCUCCUGGUCACCAAGCGAGGGGUGGGCUCCAUAGGGGAUAUUGGGGGGGAGACGGCUCAGACUCUCAUCCAACAAGGGCAGCAGGUGGCCGGAAAGCUGCAGUGCUCUUACCUAGACCCUGCCUCUCCAGGCGUGGGAUAUGGGCGCAAUGUGAAUGAGAGGCAGCUCAACCAGAUGCUGAAGGGCCUCUUGGAAUCUCGGAGAAGCAUAGGCAGCAGCUCCCCUCCCUUACCCCCUCCAUCAUCUGCCUUCAGAGACUCUCAGUCCCAGGCAAUGUUAGAGGCAGACCUAAGGAUAGUCAUGUGUCUCAUGUGUGGAGACACGUAUGACCUUGACCAACUCCUCGCACCCUUCCUGUUGCCCCAGCACUGUCGUCCUGCCGCCAGCCUCAGCAGCGGGACUUCUGUUUUGCUGGAUGUCGGUGUGGGAGGUCAGAGGCAGAAUGUUGAGUUGUCACUGCUGUCUUUCCAUUCCUCAUUCUCCCUCCGCAAGACAAAGCUUGUCCAUGGCUACAUUGUAGUAUACUCUGCUCGCCGUAAGGCCUCUAUGGAGACAUUAUGUGCUUUCCUGUGUGAGGUCCAAGACAUCAUCCCGGUCCAGUUGCUAGCAGUAGGGGAGAGCCAGAUGGAGCUGUCAGACUCAGAGUCAGCUAAGGAACAGAUCAGUCAGGGAGAGGAACUGGCCCAUGAAAUAGAGGCAAGGUUUAAUACAGUUAUAUGUGGACACGGGGGAGUGGUAGGGGGGCUUCAUAAGAUAGACCUUUUCCAACCCUUCCUCAAAGAGGUGGUAGAGAAGCGCACUAUUGUGGAGGCCACGCACAUGUACGAUAAUGUUGCUGAGGCCUGUACCAAUGAGAGCAUCAGCCCUCGCUGUGGCUCUCCAAGUCCAGUUAACAUCCUCAUGGACUCAGAGGAUGAUAUUGAUCCAUCGCCACCUUACCCAACCCUUCGGGAGGAUGGCAACCUGAGUUCCCACCUUGGCUUCAAGUUGCCAGAUCUGGAUUCAAGUGAUACCUUCUCUGUCAUUUCGGAGCUCAGCACCUUUGAGAGCAAGCUUAACAACAAGGUUCCUCCGCAAGUGAAGCCCAAACCUGUGCGCAAGGUCAACCUCGGCCCCUACAUGGAUCAGCAGGGUGGUACCAACCGUCGCUCUCAAGCUGUCACCUGGGCCCCAGGUAGCGACGGUGGCUAUGACCCCUCAGACUACGCUGAACCUAUGGAUGCUGUGAGCAAACCUCGACCCACAGAAGAGGAGAAUAUCUAUUCUGUACCUCACGACAGCACACAGGGCAAAAUUAUCACCAUUCGCAAUGCCAACAAGGGUCAUUCUAAUGGGAGCGCAGGGGGGAAUGGGUCAGACAGCGAGGCUGAUAGCAGCUCACUGGAGCGCAGGAGAAAGUUGUCAGCCAUUGGAGUAAAGCCUAAGCUUUACAGAGACAGAUCAAAACGGCUUGGCAAGUUCAGCAGUUUCAGGACAAGCUUCUCCAUAGGCAGUGACGAUGAGAUGGGAGGUCCUCCCAAGGUCAGUCAGGAUGAUGGAGGGGCCCAGAAGGAGAACUCCAUUGAAGAGAGUGAGGACCCCAAAAGAAGAAAUAUUCUUAAGAGCCUUCGGAGAAAUACAAAGAAACCUCGAGCCAAACCCAGGCAUUCCAUCUCCAAACCCAUCGAAAGCAACUACUUUGGCAUGCCACUGACCUCCGUGGUGAGUCUUGAGAGGCCGAUCCCAGUCUUCAUCGAGAAGUGCAUCAGGUUCAUCGAAACAACAGGAUUGAGCACAGAGGGCAUCUACAGGGUCAGCGGCAACAAGGCAGAGAUGGAGGGCAUGCAGCGGCAAUUUGACCAAGACCACAACCUGGACCUGGUGGAGAAGGACUUCACCAUCAACACAGUAGCAGGAGCCAUGAAGGCCUUCUUCUCUGAGCUGCCCGAUCCUCUGGUGCCCUACAGCAUGCAGGGCGAGCUGGUGGAGGCCUUCAAGAUCAACGAUAGAGAGACGCGCUUCCAGACGAUGAAGGACAUUCUGCGUCGCUUCCCCAAGGAGAAUUACGAGGUCUUCAAAUAUGUCAUCAGCCACUUGAACAAGGUGGGUCAGAACUACAAGCUGAACCUGAUGACCAGUGAGAACCUCUCCAUCUGUUUCUGGCCAACUCUGAUGAGACCAGACUUCACCACCAUGGACGCCCUGACCGCCACCCGCACCUACCAGACAAUCAUCGAAGGCUUCAUCCACCAGUGCGCGUACUUCUUCUACAAUCAACCCCUGGCUGACGGCCUCCCCGGCUCCCCGACCUCCACACUCUCUUCCACCUCCUCAUCCUCGGCCUACUCCUGCAUGGCCGGGGGGUACUCCUCCUCACCGACUCCGUCCCCCGCUCCCUACGUCCUCCCCGCCACCCCUCCUGUGAUCCCACACUACGGCCCCCCUAUCCACCACCACCAUCACCACCAUCUCCACCACCACCACCUUCAACCUCAGUCCCCGCCCCACUCCCCACCUGCAACUCCCCAGUCCCCGCUACCAGCACUGCUGCCACCCUCUCUGCACCCCCAUCACCCCCCUACGGAACAACACACGCUGUGAAUCAGGGUUUAAGGGAAUAAGGGAUAAGAAUAAAAAACGAAAAGGAUGAGAUUCAGAGAAUUUAAAGGAACAAGAGAUUUAGAAUUUUGGGAGAGAAUUGAAGUAGAUACAUUAAAGGAGUAAAGGAAGUAGAAAGAGAAGUAAGGAGGGAGAUUGAGUGAGAUGCAGUAUGUACAGGGAGAAAUCUACAUGUCUGGGAGAAAAGAAGAAGAAGAAGACAGGGCAUUUGAGCCUCUGUUACUUUUAGAAAAAACGGACACACACAAGGCAGAAAAAAGGGGAAAACACUGAACUUGCAGUACCUUCCUCCCUCUUCGCCACUUUAUCCCUUCGUCUCACUACAUCUAGACGUGCCCUCCUUGCCUUAUAGAAAACCUUCACACAAACACACUAUAGAAGAGUGAGACUAUGCCAGGAACUAUUAAAGGGACUCAGAUGUAGUACAGGAGGACAUGAACUUUGUUGGGAGUUCUUCACCACACACACACACCCAGACACCCAGUGGCCAGUGUGCCUCCAACAACCACCCUCCUCAAUCCCUUUUGCCUCUGACUUUGCUGGGAAUUAAGGCUGGGGGUGCAUGUUUUCUUUGCAAUCUAACCCACCUGCUGUACCUACCUGGAGAAUGAGGCUGGGACGGAUAUUGAGCAGAGAGCGAUUCCUGGAACACAUGUUUGUUUAUUUCGCCACUGCACAUGAGGACUGAAGCAAGAGACACGUGUUGCCACUCACUCAACUGGAUGUUCUGUCCUCCACAUCUCACACAUUCCUAUCUAUCAACCCCUCACACAGCCACACACACACAGACAAAAUUUCAGUUUCAGUCAUGGCAGAAUGCCAAGCACAGAGGGAAAAAAAAACCUAUCUGACUGGAUCUGCUAGGAAGCAAAUGGGAGCAAAGGAUUAUGGGGGCUCUUACAUCUUGGGCAUUCUGGGAAGUCUCCUGACCUCCUGUUUGCUCUGUCUCUCAUGGUUUGAACUUUAACCUCCAUCACAAAACAACUAAAAAGGGGAUAUUUAAUUGGUAUAGUUCUUAGUCCUUAAUAUGCUUUCAUACUGUCCUGAUAAUUCCUGAUUCUGCUCUUCAUUUGACAAAAUCUCUGGAACCUCGACCUUUCACUCAAGGAGCUGCCCUGUGUGUCAGUGUCUGUGCGACUGUCUUAUCUGCCUGUGUGCGCAUGUAUCCAUGCCUUUUGGUUGUACCGGAAUUUCCUGCAGUAGGCAGAUGCUGGGAAUAAUUCCAGUGUUGGACCUUCACCUGUCAUGUUGCUUCUUUUUACGCUGUGCUGUUUUUUUUUUUAAGAGUGUGUCAGCGCUGCAGUUUUCACAGUAAGGACCUUGUUAAAAAAAAAAAGCACUUUCCUGAGCACUUUGAAGGCACAUUUCAAAUUGAAGCUGCCAUGACAUGACAUGACAGCCACCGUUCACUUUAUUGUCAGGCCACCCCGAAUCUCUCUUUCUCUGGGAGCACACCACUGACAUCUAGAGGAAGAAUUGGGUACUGCAGCUCAUAAUGUCACCUCACUACUACUGCAUGGGCGUAGCACCAUUUUCCUACUGUGGUUUUUGUAGCGUCAGAUUCUCUUACAGGGUGCAAUUGUUUCGAUUUUUCACCAUUGUAUGUCAGGUUACAUUUACUCUAGAGCUCAUGAAGUGUAACUGUGUAUAUAGAAGAAUAGAAGUGAGGCGGAGCAAUUUAAAAUCUGAUAUACAUCAAUUGAGAUUAUAUAGAUUCAGGCUCUGUAGUCACUAAGCACGUGGCUACAUUGCAAUUACUUAGACAUGCAGUGAAUACAAUUGCCUCCCUGUCUUUUGUAGGUAGUUUCCACUUAACCAAUGCACUCGUCUCUUUGUUGAGGAGUGCAUUCCACCUCCUGGGUGCUAUGUGUUAGUGGCAGGAAAUAAAGAUUUAGGAGAUUGGGAAACAGUGUAGCAUUACAAGCAAAGAGUAAAAGCUGGAAGCGAGGCGCACACUUUAACAGGAUGGAGGCUUUUUAUUGUCGGACAUAAUUGGAAACCACUGCUCCAGGCCUCAGUACACUGUCCUCUUAGGACACAGCAAACACCUUUAAAAAGGGGACUCAAACCGGCCCUCGAUGGACUCGAAAUCUAAUUUACAAGAGUGUAACCACUACUCUCCCCGGCUGUCACUUUUAUGCCACAACAUAACCCAGUUACUCCCUGUUCAACAGAGACAGUUCGGUUCUUGGAGAGACAGCAGACAGAACAGAUAGUCCAUUCAUUCGUCUGCAUGACUUGAAUGGAGCAUCACAGAAUUCCUCAACCCCAGCUUGCUGUUACCGUAGAAACCAGCGAGAUGGGGCUCGAGGAGAGUUGCUUAGCCCUGAUCAGGAAGCUUGUGUGUGUGUGCACGCAUUCAUGUCUCUUCGUUUGUGUGAGCUCGAGAAAGGUGUGUGCAUGUGAACCUGUGCGUGUUAAUAUUAAGCAGAUGCUCACCAAGGUCACUUAAUUCUGUUUGACACUGAAUUGCAUCUCUGCAUGUCUCCCCAGACUAUCAUCUCUGCCCAAAGGAGAAGAAAAAACCUUUAACCAAUCACUGAACUCUUAAGGGAGCUUUUAUCAGUCUACACUACCUAUUUACCUUGUAUGUGUGUGUGUGUGUAAUCAAGGAUACCGGAAUUAAGAGCGUGUGUGUUUGGGUGGGUGGGUUUGAGCUAACAUGUUAGCAAGCUGUGCUUGGCAGACAGCCAGACACCAGCGUGAUCCAAACAAACGUGAAGGAGAGGAAUGCAGUUCUCCUUGCGGCCAUUACCCCGCUGUGUAACCCUGUUAGCCCGUCCAGAUUACACACACUGAUCCUCACAGAAAGUGUGAGAGAGAUUGGGUAGAAAAGGGGAGAGAUUGGGGAGGGAGGACAGACAGCAAAUGGGUGAAUGGGAUCAUUAUUUAGGAGACAGAGGGAGGAAGGAGGGGUGACCACUGGUACUUGUGUGUGAACGCCGGCCAGUGGCGUUCCCUGUGUAUAUCAAUGUGUUAAUACUGAACUGACUGUGAGGCAGCCAAAGACUGUGGAAAAAAGGGUUGAGGGAGAGAUGGGAAGCAAAGUGACAGUUUAGAAGAACAAUUGAAUAAAAAAAUGUGACUUUGGUUCAGUGAUAAUAUGUGGCUGCAUUGCUUUUCUUUAUUUUCCUUUUUUUUUUGCAACAAUGGUGACCGAUGUCUGUUAAGUUAAAAUGAAAAACAAGCAAAACUAUAUUCAAAUGGUUGUUUAUUGGUAUGUUAGGGGGUCUAACACUUUGCCCUUUAGUCAGUGGUGAUAAAAAAAAAGUUUCUUUUUAUGUUUUAUUUUAAUAAUUAAAAAAUACAAAGCAUUUUUUAACAAUUUCUUUGUGAACGAUUGAGAGACCAGCCCAGUAUAAUGCAUGAUUUCUUCCCGACCAAGGAAGAGGGCUCCACCACUCUCACUAUUUAAAGAGAUGAUAAAAAAAAAAAUAUUAAGAAAUUAUGGGGGGAAAAGAAAAUAAUAAAGAAAAAAAAUAAAUGAAGUACUGUAAAGUGAAAAGAUAACAUCAAACAUAAAAAAACUGUCAUUAUUUGCUGAGUAUGGUAAUUUGUCUCAAUGGGAACGGUGUAUACAGCAAGGCCUUAUGUGAUCUGUAUCAUAGUUAAUAAAUCAAAUCUUGUAAAA
Notolabrus celidotus (New Zealand spotty) is the source of this 9106-nucleotide messenger RNA. It is a transcript of the gene arhgap35a, whose product is annotated as Rho GTPase activating protein 35a. Gene Ontology annotation, molecular function: GTP binding; GTPase activity. The record is from RefSeq and is a predicted model, not a curated record. Gene Ontology annotation, biological process: signal transduction. Lineage: Eukaryota; Metazoa; Chordata; Actinopteri; Labriformes; Labridae.